AUGGAAGGUACGGGUCGUCUUUCUCAACAACAAAAUUGUGUCACUAUUGAGCAUUAUUAUCGUGUUGAAAUAUUCAGUGCUGUAAUUGAUUUUCAAUUGAUGGAACUAAACAGUAGAUUCAAUGAGCAAACAAGGGAACUCUUGAUUCUUAGUUCUUCAUUGGAUCCUCGAUUUGAUUUUCAAUCAUUUGACAUUAAAAAAAUAUGUUGUUUGGCUGAGAAAUUCUAUCCUCAUGAUGUGCCUGAUUUGAAUGAUCUAAGAGACCAGUUGGAGCAUUUUGAGUAUCAAUUCUCUGAACUUUCAGAAUUUCAAGAUUUAUGCACCCUUUCUGAGUUAUGUCAAGAAUUUGUUAACACAAGGACACCAUUCUUGUUGAUUGAGAGACUAGUCCGUCUAGUGAUGACUCUUCCUGUUUCUACGGCUACAACAGAGAGAGCAUUUUCAGCCAUGAAGCUCAUUAAGAACCGACUUCGAAGCAAGAUGAGUGAUGAUUUUCUUGUAGAUUUAAUAAUAGUGCAUAUUGAGAGAGAAAUUGUUGAUACUAUUGAUUCAAAUUCGGUUAUAGAUGAGUUUUAUGUUUCAGGCGACAUCUCUGAAUCAGAAGUUGCCUCUAAACUUCACACUGGAACUCUAUACUGA
Molecule: messenger RNA, 639 nt
Organism: Rosa rugosa (rugosa rose)
Lineage: Eukaryota; Viridiplantae; Streptophyta; Magnoliopsida; Rosales; Rosaceae
Exons: 2
Coding region: 1-639 (212 amino acids)
Molecular function (GO): protein dimerization activity
Source: RefSeq, a predicted model, not a curated record